Dictyostelium discoideum AX4 is the source of this 2541-nucleotide messenger RNA. RefSeq names its product immunoglobulin E-set domain-containing protein (gene tgrA1). NCBI's taxonomy places the organism in Eukaryota, Evosea, Eumycetozoa, Dictyosteliales, Dictyosteliaceae. The transcript is spliced from 2 exons. The record is from RefSeq and is a predicted model, not a curated record. The coding region runs from base 1 to 2541 and encodes 846 amino acids. Gene Ontology annotation, cellular component: membrane.
AUGAAAUUUUUUAUAUUAUUUUUUAUUUUAUAUUUAGUUUCUGAUACAUUAGGACAUUUAAAUGAACCAGUUGUCAAGAAUUUUACAUACACAAAACAAUCAUUGGAAUAUACAUAUGAUAUUGAUAGUACAUAUUAUAUAAAAUGGAUUUUUUCAAAUUUGGAAUAUGAAUUGGUUUUUGAAUGUAAAAAUAAUAGCAAAGAAAGAACAUGUACUGCUGGUAUGUCCAUUGAUAUUGCUAAAAAUUUACAUGGUCAAAUAAAGGUAUGCAUACGUGGAAUUGAUAAUAAUGGUGUAUUAGAUUGCCAUAUUGCUUUUUAUGAAGAAUAUUUUCCAAAGCCAAUUAUUGAAGGUGACUUUAAACCAUCUACCAAAGGUGGUCCUACUAUUAUGAAAGGUUAUUAUUUGGCAAUUGGUGCAUACUACUAUACCAUUAUCCCUGAUACUAGAUUGGGUAUAAUAGGUGAUAUUUUUAGUAACUCUAUUGAUGUCACAAAUUUAAUACUAGACUAUAAAGGUGGUUGUGGCCCAGGAACUAUUCAAUGGUCAAAUGAUUUUAAAUAUAGUUUCAAUCAUUCAAAUCCAAUCAUUGAAAAUAUUUUUAUUGAAGGUUCAUCUUUUAUAUCAAAAGGUUCUAAUUUUUGUAAUUCUUCUGAUUCAAUUCAAAUUUAUUUAGAUGGUGUUCAAAUUGAUAAAUCAAAAAUAAAAUCAAUUGAUCAUGAGCAAUUUGAAAUAAUUUACACUCAACUAUAUUCAAAAUCAAUCAAUGUUAAAAUAGUAUCUGGUGGACUUGAAUCGAAUAUUUACAAAUUGGAUUUUAAACCGAUACCUUUAAAAAUUAAUAGUGUUCCAAGAUUAAAAGGUGGUUCAGUUACAAUAAUUGGUGAAAGACUAUCUCCACAAGUAUAUAAUUCAACAAUCAUUGUUAAAAUUGGUCAAUAUGAUUGUAAAAAUGUAAUCUCAUCAAAAAAUGAAAUUCUCUGUAAUUUAGAAUCGGUUCAAAAUGUUGAAAAGGUUAAAUUGGUAGAUUUACAAGUUAAUAUCUCAAUAAAUGGUAUUUUUAAUGAAAAUAAUUUAUUAUUCUCAUUCGAUGUACCAAUAAUGUCAGAUUUUAUACUUCCUCAAGGUGAAGUUAAAUUAGUUGGUGAUUGUUUUGGUUCUUCACAAUUGACUCAAGUUAAAAUUGACGAUGUGUUACAAUCCAAUAUAACAAUUAAUAUUAAUGAAAAAGAAACAACACUUUCAUUUAAGCCAAUUAAACCAAUUAAAAAAUCAAAGUUAUAUAUAAUUGUCAAUGGUACAAAAUCAAAUACUAUUGAAAUUGAUUCAUCAUUUUUUGUAAAAAGUGUUCCAUCUUCACCUUCAGUAAAUGGUCAAAUUGUAAACUUUACACUUUUCAAUAUAAAUCCAAAUAAUGUAAAUGCAACACCAAUUAUGAUUUUUCAAAAUAAUAGUUCAAUAAAUGCAAUUGAUUAUAAAAAUUCAAAUGAAUACUCAACUCACACAUACUCCUUUGAUAUUCCAAAAAGUUGUGGGAGAAAUGAGAUUACAAUUUUAAUUGGAGACCAACUAACCCGUACUGAAAUUUAUUAUGAAUUACCAAUAAUAUCAAGUUGUUCAAUUGUUCCAAAUCAAAUGAUUAAAUGUCUUGGUAAUUUUUUAAAUUAUCUAGAUUUAUUUAAAAAUGGUAAAAUUAAAAUACAAUUUUCAAAUAUGGUAAUAAUUGAUAAUAUUCCAAACAAUUCAAUUAUUUUUAUGAGUGAUUCAUUUUCAUUCCCAAUGAAGCCAGAGUAUAGUUCAAGUGAUAUAUAUCUUAUUGUUUGUGAUGAAACUUCUCCAUAUUUUAAAGUUGAUAUAACUCCAUCGCUUAAAUUUGUGAGCCAAUCUCUUGUUUUCAACUCCACUGGUGGUGAAUUAUUAAUUAAUGGUGAAAAUUUUAAUGAAAAUACAAUUUACAAUACAUCUGUAUAUUGCUUUUCAAAUAAACAAGUUUAUAAUUGUUCAUUUAUAAACAAUACAUCUAUCUCAUGUGAUAUUGAAUUGGUAGGUCCAUUCGAUCAACUUUGUAAAAUCAAAUUUAAUGGUAAAGAUGAGAAUUAUAACAUUUCAAUAUCAUAUUAUCCUCCAUUAGUUUUAAAUUCAACAACGAUUUCGAAUUCAUCGAUUGGUGGAAUUAUUAUAAUUUUUGGUAAUGAAUUUUAUAAUCAAAUUGAUUCAAUUACAGUUGGUAAAAGUAAAUGUUUAAACUCUACAUUUAUAAAUUCAACAUCGAUUUCAUGUUUUGUAGAACCUUCAAAUUUUAUUAUUAAUCAAACUGAACAACAACAACAAUAUGUUAACAUUACAAUUAAUAACAAAAGUGGUGGUAAUAAUUUAAUAAUUUAUUCUGUUAAUUCAAAUAGAAUUGAUGAAAAUAAUAAAUCAAAUAAAAAUACAAUUGAUGAUAAACAAACCAACAAUGAAAUCAAAAAUGAAUCCAUAAAAAGAAAUAUAAAUUUAAUUUUAUUUAUAAUUAUAUUCUCAACGAUUUUAAUCAUUUAA